AUGUGGAAGAAGGAGAAAGAAGGGAAGAAAGGAGAGGAGAGGGAAAGAAAAAAAGGGAGGGGAGGGAAAGAGGGAGGGAGAGGAGAGAAGGGAAAGAGGGAAGAAAGGAGGAGAAAAAAGAGAGAGGGGGAGAAGAGAAGGGAAAGAAAAAGAGAGGAGAGAAAAGAGAGGGAAGGGAAAAGGAGAAAGGAGGAGAAGAAAGAAGGGGGGAGGAGAGAGAGAAAAAAGGGGAAAAGGGGGGAAAAUGGGAGAGAGAGAGAAAAAGAGGAGAAAGAGAGAGGAAAGGAAAGGGGAGAGGAAAAGAAAAAAAGGGGAAGAAAAGAGAAGAGAGAAAAGGAAAGGAGAGAAGAAAGAAGGAAGAAAGAAAAGGAGAAGAGAAAGAAAAGGGGGAAAGGAAAGAAGGGGGAGAAAAGAAAAGAAGAAGAAGAAGAAAAAAGAGGGGGAGAAAGGGGGAAGGAGGGGAGGAAAAGAGAAAGAGGAGAGAAAAGGAAGGGAAAGAGGGGGAGGGGGAGGAAGGGAGAGAGAGAGGGGGAGGGAAAGGAAAAGAAAAGGGAGGGGAAGAGGAAAGAGGAGGGAAGGGGAGAAGAGAAAGAAGAGGGAGAGGGGAGAAGAAGAGAAGAAAAGAAAGGAGAGGGGAAAGGAAAAGAGAAGAGGAGGGAAGGAAGGAAGGAAGGAGGAAAAGGAAAGGAAGAGGAAGAGGAAGGGGAAAAAAGAGGGAAAGGGGAGAAGAAAGAGGAGGGAGGGAGGGAGGGAGAAAAGGAAAGAAGAGGGAAAAGGGAAGGAAAAAAAAAGGAAAGGGGAAAAAAAGGGAAGGGGAAAAUAAGGGAAAGAGAGGGGAGGGAAAAGGAAGGAAGGGGAAAAGGGGAGAAAGAGGGAAGGGAGAGAAGAGGGAAGGGGGGAAGGGGAGGGGGAGGGAGAGGAAGGAAGAGGGAAGGGGGAAAAGAGAAGGAGAGGAAAAGAGAAGAGGAGGGAAGGGAAAAAAGGAAAGGGGAAGAGGAGAGAGAAGGGAAGAGGGGGGAAGGGAAGAGGGAAAGGAGGGCAGAGGAAAAGAAAUAA
Messenger RNA from Dendronephthya gigantea, 1056 nucleotides. Its product is annotated as octapeptide-repeat protein T2-like. The transcript has 3 exons. The record is from RefSeq and is a predicted model, not a curated record. Lineage: Eukaryota; Metazoa; Cnidaria; Anthozoa; Malacalcyonacea; Nephtheidae. Bases 1 to 1056 code for a protein of 351 amino acids.